CUGCGCUUGGCCGCCCUCUGUGACGAAGAUUUUCGCCAAAGCUGCGGCAAUUGUAAUCGUACCUUGACCAAAACAAAAAGCAAUUCUACGUAGCUGCCAGAGAAAUAGUGAAAAGUGAGAGUAUUGUGAAAUUUUCAUCAACUGAGGAUUCUUGGAAAGUUUAGUACAAAAAAUUUACAUCCAUAAGUGGUGAACCAAAACAUCUGUAUUUAGAAAGUCUUGAAAACGUGUUUGUAGUAUCGGGAAGCAAGCAAUACCUUUAUAACUAGAAAUGUCGUGGCAAGCUGGUCCAAAUUAUCAAGAUCCUAACCAACAAUAUUAUGGCGGUUAUCCGCCGCAAGCUGGCUAUCCACCCCAAGGUGGUUAUGCCCCUCAAGGUGGCUAUCCCCCCCAAGGUGGUUACCCUCCCGCUGGAGGCUAUCCACCACAAGGUGGUUACCCUCCGGCUGGAGGUUACCCGCCAGGCGGUUACGCACCACAACCAGGAUUUGUUGUACCACCUGGCGGCGGCAGUGGUUAUGGCGCCUACGAUGAUCCUGAAGGACAACCAAAGAAUUUUUCUUUCGAUGAUAUGAGCAUACGCAAAGGGUUCAUACGCAAGGUCUAUAUGAUACUAAUGGGUCAACUAGUGGUCACUUUUGGUUUUGUGGCGCUAUUCGUUUUCCAUCUACCCACCAAAGAAUUCGCCUAUAGAAACCCGGCUCUAUUUUGGGUUGCAUUAGUAGUUUUGCUUGUAACAAUGAUAUGCAUGGCCUGUUGCGAAAGCGUACGUCGUACUACACCAAUGAACUUUAUUUUCCUUGGUCUAUUCACGCUAGCUGAAUCAUUCCUAAUGGGCGUAUCUGCUAGCCGAUAUGCACCGAAUGAAGUACUUUUAGCAGUGGGAAUUACGGCUAUGGUCUGUCUUGCUUUAACGCUAUUUGCCACGCAAACCAAAUAUGAUUUUACCAUGUGCGGUGGUGUAUUAGUGGUUGCAAUGGUAGUGUUCCUCGUUUUCGUUCCAGCUAUAUUCAUCAAAGGAAAAAUAAUAACUUUGGUUUAUGCCUCCAUCGGUGCAUUGCUCUUCUCUAUUUACCUUAUUUACGACACUCAACUAAUGAUGGGCGGCGACCAUAAGUAUUCCAUCAGUCCAGAAGAAUAUAUUUUCGCAGCACUCAACCUAUACUUGGAUAUUGUAAACAUCUUCAUGUACAUUUUGACAAUAAUAGGAGCGUCUAGGGACUAGGAGUAAACGUGUAUUAAAUGUGUACAAGGCAAAUCGCAAGCAGCAAACAAGUAGCUGCAUAAUUAUUCUUUCCAUUUUCCUUAAAUUUUCUUCUUAGGAAGUACGUUUAUAUGCAUACACAUGAUUUUGGAUUUAUUCUAUGUGUGUGUAUUUAUUUUAUAAGUAAUAGGAAUCUCAAUCGAUAAUUAUUUCAAAAUUUUACUGGGCUUAUCAAGUACAAAGUUUUUGUCUUUAAAAAUUUGUAAUGAACGAUUCUCGUUCCAUUUUUUUUUUUUCAAAACGAGCAGCACAGUUAAUAAUUUAUUAGAAGCAGUUAAUUGCAUUUUCUUUAAAAAAUCAAAUUAUAAAUAUCAAUUUAAUGAUUUAUAUUUUAUGUAUACAUAAGUAACUGGUAGUCUUUUGAAAAUUUUUGCUCUAUUAUUCUUAAAUUUUUUGUAAGAGCGCUAGCAAACACGAAGAAGAAUAUUAACCAAAAUUUAAAAAAAGUUACUUGUUAAAACUAUUGUCCUACACAUAACUACAUAUGUAUAAUGUAAAGAAUUAAGUGCAUACGUAUGCAUUAUUUACGAACUCAACUCUAGAAAUAUUUUUGUUUUCUGUUUUGUUUACUUUAUAUUUUUUGUAUUAUUUGGUUAGUUGUAGCAUUCAAAAUAUAUGCAAUAUGAAAAAAUAUGUACAUUUAUUGAUUAAAAAUCUUCAGACUUUCACAAUUCUCUUAAAUAUUUUAAAUAAAAGUAAAAAGGCAAAUA
Molecule: messenger RNA, 1974 nt
Organism: Rhagoletis zephyria (snowberry fruit fly)
Lineage: Eukaryota; Metazoa; Arthropoda; Insecta; Diptera; Tephritidae
Gene: Nmda1
Product: N-methyl-D-aspartate receptor-associated protein
Cellular component (GO): membrane
Source: RefSeq, a predicted model, not a curated record